AUGGCGGUCACUGCAUGCGCCGGCUUCGCCUCCGCCGGUAUUCACCCCUACAGGAAUAACGGCGCACCCGCAACUCCGGGAGUUCCUGUCCCUGGUUCCGCGUGGGUCGACAAAGACGCUCAGGCGAUUCAGGACAACACUUGGGCGAUCGAGGCCGACAAAUCCAAACUUGCCUCCAGACAGCAUGCCCGCGAUGUAAGGGCUUAA
Colletotrichum aenigma is the source of this 207-nucleotide messenger RNA. RefSeq lists its product as uncharacterized. Lineage: Eukaryota; Fungi; Ascomycota; Sordariomycetes; Glomerellales; Glomerellaceae. The coding region runs from base 1 to 207 and encodes 68 amino acids. The record is from RefSeq and is a predicted model, not a curated record. The transcript is spliced from 2 exons.